AUGGCUGGGGUAUUUAGAUUCUGCUCAAACUGUGGCGUUGAGCAGCCUAUUAGCAAAAAAUUGUGUGGAAACUGCCAACAAAACCUCAGAAAACGCGAGAGUUUGGACAAGAAAACUUUGCUGGCUGAACGAUACAAAAAAACAGCAUUCCACUAUUUGAAAGGAGCAAUGAAAAAAAAGGUAGAUGCUCUUCAUGCAAAAGAUUGUGAGGUAAUAGUAAUUGGCUACCACCGUGAUGAGCAGAGGAGCAAUCUCUGGUCUUAUAGCCCAAAAGACAGUAUUGGUGAAAAAUUUUUGGAGCAUGAGUUUGGGGAAUAUGUCGUUAAACUGUUUGCUGAGUAUUUGGAAGACAAAGCCAAUGAUACUGACUAUUCAGAAAGAGCAACUUCUGCAACAUCAUCAAUAUCGCCAGCAACUUCUGCAACAUCAUCAAUAUCGCCAGCAACUUCUGCAACAUCAUCAAUAUCGCCAGCAACUUCUGCAACAUCAUCAAUAUCGCCAGCAUCUUCUGCAACAUCAUCAAUCUCAAGAGCAUCUUCUGCAACAUCAUCAAUCUCAAGAGGAGUUUCGUAUUUCGUUGAUGGUAAUCCUGUUGCUGUUGGGAAAGUUUUGCCAAAUAUGAAGCAAAGUGAUGGUGCAGUUAUUCCCCCAGAUCACGUUUGCGUGAUGAUUUUGGCUGUAACAAAGAAGAUUGCUGCGCCAAUUUGUUUCGAUACCUCUUCCGAAGAAAAGAAGUUCCUGACCCCAGGCGUUUGCUAUGCUCUUCCAAAAACAUUUAUUUUUUGUAACGUUGUUCGUGAUGGAAAAUUGGCAUUUAAAGCAUUAAACACCUGAUAUCUCUUUGUUGCUUA
This is a messenger RNA of Rhopilema esculentum, 851 nucleotides long. The record is from RefSeq and is a predicted model, not a curated record. Lineage: Eukaryota; Metazoa; Cnidaria; Scyphozoa; Rhizostomeae; Rhizostomatidae.